UAUACUGUGAAAGACUGUGUGCCGCGAUGUCAUCGACUGGUGAAUUUUCGACACUAUCGAGCGGCGAAGCCACCGGAACCGGUGAGGACUCGUUGCCGAGCUCGAGAGAGGCGACUGCCGAGGCCGCGGGUUCCGGCGGUGGCUUCAUGCCGCUGCGCGAGUUCCUGGACAGAUUCUCACUGCCGAGAGUGGUCAGGGUCGAAGGUGCCGGUGGAAGGCCGAUACUGCUGUACAAGCAACAGCAGAGAUCACUCAGAGUCACGGCUACGCUGCUGAUGCAUCGUUACCGUCACGACGUUAAAGUGGGACCGGAAAUAGUCAUCCCGGAAGGCUAUCCCGGCUGGUUCUCAGUGGUUUCCAAUAAUAGCGGUACCGGAAAUGCCAGAGUGUACAGAAGAGUCGGUGCGUUGGUGCGCGCUGGUGUGCCGGCGUUCUUACUCGCGAAACCAUUGCGAGCUUACACGUUGACGCACUCUAAAAUGGAGAAUGGAAAUUUGCGAGCCCAUUACACGAAGACGACGGUACGCCCUGGCGAAGUCCUGCGGUUGACCGCCGUCUUUCAGGACACACGUCGGGCUCCGGUCGCCGGUGGCGUGUCUGGAGUAAUCCCGGAAGGCAAAUCUUCGAGAUCCUCAGAGAGGGAUCAGUACGCUCAAUGCUUGGACUCUCAUGGGCACGAGCUGUUCGCGCCGCUUUCGGCUAGAGGCGAGUUCUACGCGAUCUGUCAAAGCGGCAGCCUCGACACCGGCAGCGACGCGGUACUCUACAGAGUUCACCAACUCGCCAGGAGGGAUCUUCCCCUGAGGGUACGUCUGGUUGCUGGACCUCUGCCUAUACCGCUGCCCCGAGAUUACAGUGGUCUGAUGCAGUUGGAGAACGCAAAUAGAGGGCCCAUAGUUCUCGGCUGCGCGGUGCCGUUGAUGCCUGAAAGACCUUUACCUAAUUCCACGGUGCCGGAGCUCCUGGAACUCGUCGCUACUGGUCCAACUGCGCCGAGAGUGAAAAGGGCACGAUUGGGAUGCCCUUCCGAGGCGAGACUGCUUGCAUCGCCGAAAAUGCAGCGAUUACUCUCGGCUUGCAGAAGAGCCUUAGACCAGCGGGCUACCGAGCCGCGAGUCGCUCCGCCGAAACCGGCGUCCAACAACAGUCAGUUGAAGGAGCUGCACUUGAAGGAGAUUAAAGCGAAGCCUGAGGCGAAGCCGAUACUGCAAAGUCUGAAGGAGGGUCUGGAGCACAUCAAGAAGACGACGAUCCGCGAUCGGAGCAACAGCCGCAAUGUCGGCAACAACAAUAGCUUCCUCGACAGGAUCUCGAGGAUAGCGCAGGGUGGUAGAAGCAGGAACCCGGCGAAGAAGUCGGCGUCCUUCACAUUCGCCAUACGACCGGAGAUCGGUAUGCGAUCGCCCGAGAGGUAUGCCAGUCUCGAGUCGGAAACGAAUCUGAUGCAGGCAGCGCAGGCGUCGUCCAGGCAGCAGGUGCAACGUUCGGUCUCGACCAGCGUUCUCGAGGUACUGAGCAGCAGCACGGAUAUGGAUCCACCAUAUUCCAAAGUCAGAGACAGCUUGACGCCACUGCCUCCCACACCGCCGCCAAAACCGGAAGAGAUAUACGCCGAAAUCUGUGAACUCGGGAGCAGUCCGUUGCGAGACUCGUCGUACGAGGAGGAAAAAUUACCUCUCGCGGGAAAAAAUGGCACCAGGGAACGAGAUCGAGGGGGUUACGUGAAGCUUGCGUUGUCUCAUUCCGAGGUGUCCGACCUGUCGGCGAGCACCGGCGACGAUGAAGAGGGCAUUUAUAAUACUGUGUGUUGAGAGUGCGCGUCUUCUUCUGUGGGUCUUCUGGGGAUAGAAUCAACAUCCGUUUACGACUCGCGGUAAUUGACUUCAUGGUUAACCGGAACAAAUGACGUGAUGUGUAAAGAGUAGAGAGGUCACGGAAAUUCUUGGUCGCAGCUGCGAAUGUCGACGAACAUCUGUAACCGCGAAUGAUAUUGGUGAACGUUUGUCUUGUAAAGAAGAUGUUUGAAAGAAUCUGUAAUGUUAGAAUGGUCGAGUCAGUAAAUUUUUACAAAUGUUUUUUUUUAAUGACGAAGAAUAUAAAAACCAAGUGUUUUAUAGAUUGAAAAAUAAUUUUAUUUUUAUACACAAGAUUAAAAAUUAUUCUCCAAAGUGUUCUCAUCGAUUCUCGACGUUCUACUAUUAAAGGGCGAAGCAAAACGGACAGGUACGGCGCGUUUUCCGCGUUAGAGAGAAAAACACCGAGAGACGGAAGCGAUAGAUAUCGAUCGCGUCCGCGAAAGAUGAGGAUUGAGAUUAACGGCUCGGCUCGUCGUCAAGGAAAUUACUCCGCUAGCAGUUUCUUUCGUCGCGGGAGGAUCCGAGUGUCGAGGAGUCGCCGAUACGAACGCGAGCGUCAUGGGAUACCGCGUGGAAUGAUUUACAAGGCUGUUGACCGAGGAAAAUGAUCCCGUAAUUACGGGCCCCGGUACACGCUGCUGCAGCGGAUGUAGUGGGGCACGCCAGCCGGACCUGCACGCAGCAACGCUUCUUCGUGGCUUCCGUCAUUAAAGAAUCUGUCGCGAGAGGCAUGUUAAUAGUAGCGGGUUCCGCGAUUACCUCGGCCACGGCCGCUGGGUGACAUUGAUAUCGGAAAAAUGCACUAAAAAAAAUAAUCCGUUCAUCGUUGAAAAUUGUUGUCGAUGAUGUGAUUCUAACAAACGUGUAUUUGUUUCAUCACUAAUAAAUCUAAUGGAACUUUGAGAUUAAAUCAAA
Molecule: messenger RNA, 2771 nt
Organism: Nylanderia fulva
Lineage: Eukaryota; Metazoa; Arthropoda; Insecta; Hymenoptera; Formicidae
Source: RefSeq, a predicted model, not a curated record